Closterium sp. NIES-65 is the source of this 1161-nucleotide messenger RNA. The record is from the annotation of a GenBank genome assembly. Lineage: Eukaryota; Viridiplantae; Streptophyta; Zygnematophyceae; Desmidiales; Closteriaceae.
AUGGCUACCCCUAGUGUCCUCGCUUUUGAUGCUGAGGGUCGAGUCAUUGACUUUGACGUCUGGGUAGGUGACCUGCAGCUGUUUUUACAGUGUGAUAGGGCAGACGGUCUCUCACUCUUUGACCUCACCUCUGGCGCCUCUCCUUCCCCUGCUGCUGAUGCCGACGCCACUGUUCGCUCCCAGUGGGCCAUGCGCGACGCUGCUGCACGUCUUGCUGUGAGUCGCCACCUCCCUACCUCCGAGCGUGCGCACUUUAGUCAGUACAAGAGUGCUCAGACCUUGGGUGCUCCCCCUCUCCUCUCUUGCCCUCUGUUGCCUCUGCUGCUGCGGCCGAUCUCGUUGGUCUUGAGUCGGUCGAUGCGGCGUCUGCCCCUAGCGGGAGACGCCGCUCUGGCAAGGGCCAGGGGGGCAGGGGCAGUGGAGGGGCGAGCGGGGGCGGUGGAGGUGGAGGUGGAGGCGGCGGGGGGAGUGGGGGUGGUGGUGGGAGUGGUGGUGGGGAUGGAGGUGUCGGUGGCGGCAGUGGAGGCGGCGGCGGCGGUGGCGGUGGGAGCGAAGGUGGUGGAGGUGGCGGCGGUGGAGGAGGCGGCGGAGGCGGCGGUAGAAGCGGAGGCGGCGGAGGCGGCGGGGGUGGCAGUGGAGCUGGUCGUGGAUCUACACAGAGGAGUGGCUCCGGUGGUGGUCCGCGCCAGCAGCAGCAGCGCGGUCGUGAGACCCUGUCCCCUCAGCAGCUCUUGUGGGGGUGCGCACUCCACCCAGCGCUGCUUUGGCCGCCUGACGGACACGUGGCGUCACCAGUUCCCAGAGGCCGCAAAGAUCCCUCGCUGGGGCGAGCUGUCUAGGGCGGGUGUUGCCAUCUAUGAUCUUGAUUUUGAUGCUAUUCUUUCUGCCAUGUAUGCUAUGUCUAUUAGUGAUGAGGGUGAUUGUUACCGGUGUUUCCCGCCCGAUCCGGGCAUUGAGACUGCUGCUCUAGGUACUGGUGAGGCGGCUGCCCUAGGUGCUUGCGACGCUGCUGCUCUAGGUGCUAGUGCGUCUGCGUCCUCAGGUACUGGUGAGGCUGCUGCUCUAGGUGCGAGUGCGUUCGCGCCCACAGGUACUGGUAAGUCUGCGCUCUCAGGUACUACUCCUCCCGUGUCCGGCGGCUCCCUCUGGCACCCUCUCUGA